Molecule: messenger RNA, 754 nt
Organism: Cantharellus anzutake
Lineage: Eukaryota; Fungi; Basidiomycota; Agaricomycetes; Cantharellales; Hydnaceae
Exons: 5
Coding region: 95-496 (133 amino acids)
Biological process (GO): autophagosome assembly; protein folding in endoplasmic reticulum
Cellular component (GO): membrane; endoplasmic reticulum; EMC complex
Source: RefSeq, a predicted model, not a curated record
CCCUUUUGGCCAGGAAUAGGUGCAACAGUACUACUACUAGUACUUGUUCAACAGCAGCAUCAGUGGACCUCCCAUUUUUGAAUACAUUGCACACAUGUCCCAGCUUCCAGAGGCAGAUGCAAACGCAGCACAACUCAUCUACCCCCCACACGCCACAGCAAACGCAGCAGCACUCGCCAACAUCAAAUUCCUUGCUGCAUGCUUUUGUGGUGCUGUCGCCGGCGUUUUGGGGCUCGAGAAUCACUAUGGAUUCGCCCUGUUUGCGGCGUCAUCAGUGGCCACGGCUCUAGCCAUCUACCUUGUGCAUAUUGCAGGGAAUCGCGCAUAUAGGGAUGGGACUUCAUUGAAGGGAUCAAACGAUACGAACAGGUCGUCUAAAAUCAGCACAUUCGUGAGAGGAGGGGUAUGGGAGAUUCUGAAUCCAGGGCACGAGAAUUUUUUCUCAUUCAUAUUAUUGUGGACUUUGUUCUACGGUAUAGUGCAUGUGUAUGAUUGAGGGACGCUUACAAGGUUAUUUUCCCCUCUCCGGCCGACUGAGCUGCUUGUGUGAGCGCUGUUACUAAACUCGAAAUCUGUGUUAAAUGCGACAGCACCCUUGUAUUGCUAUUAAUAUUCUUUCGCUCUCUUUAAUGGAUAUCACCCCUUCCGUUUCCACGAGCCAGCCACGCGACCGAGCAACCACGUUGCAAGAAUUCAAAACUCACUCAAUAGGCUGAUUUCAUAUCCUUCAGACCGCUCAAUUCAAUAUUUGGCA